Molecule: messenger RNA, 900 nt
Organism: Diospyros lotus (date-plum)
Lineage: Eukaryota; Viridiplantae; Streptophyta; Magnoliopsida; Ericales; Ebenaceae
Exons: 5
Coding region: 1-900 (299 amino acids)
Source: RefSeq, a predicted model, not a curated record
AUGGCACAAAAAAUUGGAGUGGAUAAAGUUGCAUGUAGAUGUGUGAUAAGAAGCACACAUGGUUUACCUUGUGCACAUGAAAUUGCAGAAUUAAUGAUGGAGGGAAGACCAAUUCCUUUAUCAUUUGUGCACCCUUAUUGGACAAAAUUAGAUUUAGUGAAUACUGUUGAUGUGUCCUCAGUGUUAACAAUUGAUCCAGAGUUGGAAAGUCUUUAUAAUAUAUUUCAAUCAGAACCAGAAGGAGGUAAAAUCGUAUUAAAACAGAAGUUGAGAGAAUUAAUAGAUCCAGCUACGACUUCAUUGAUCCCACCAAGUGUGAAAGUUCGGACAAAAGUUAAGACACUGAAUGAAGGUAAACUUUAUCGUACCAGUGUCAAACAGAGAUUGCUAGGCUAUGAUGCUUCAUUCCCAUCAAAAAUACGUCAUUUUAUACAUAAUAUUGUUAAUGUGGAGUCGGAUGGACAUUAUGGAUUUCGUGCUAUUGCUGCGUUACUUGGAAUAAGUGAGCACAACUGGAGGGAUAUUCGUAUGAAUCUGAUUGGAGAGUUGCAUACCUUUCGUGAUGAAUAUAUAGAGUUAUAUGGAACUGCUAUGCGUUGUCUUACUUACCUUCCAUUGAGAUCAGCUGCACCUUCAGUUAUACAACAUAGAAUUAUUACUAUUGGAUUUGUGGAUGAUUGUCAUUUUGUACAGGUAUUUCUUAAAUCAGGUUCACCAAUUCCUCCUGUUGCACGCAAUUGGCAUAAAUAUCGAUAUGAUAUUGCACAGAUGUACGAGACGUGGACGCUUCAAUAUUAUCAGAAGGAUGCCGAGAGCCUAGAAUGCGAUUCACCUCAAGACAUGUCUCUCUCCAUACAUCAGCAGAUACAGGCUCACUACUUGAAAUCGUCUGCUGGAUAA